ACGAGUGUUUGAUCGAUCGGAAGGCAUCAGACGACUAACGUUCAUUCCUCCGUUUUUGGCUUCCUUGGUCGCUUUUUGCCUCCCCCUCCCGUACAGCCUGCUGUUCACUGUGAGGAAUUUGCUUCGUGUGAAAUUAAAGGCGCCAGAUUUACCGAGCCCGACUGCACAAAGUUGAUAGGCAAGCUAGCUAGCUGCUAACUCCUAGCUAGCUCUCUUGCUAACUAGCUUGCAGUGCUAGUCGGGGGACCAUUUUCGCAGGGGCGUUGUUUUUUUUUGUCACUUCACUGAAGCUGGUUGCGGUUACAUCUCCUGCCACCUGAAGGGUAUCCACGCUGAGGUUCUGAGUGGUUGUUACUGGCUAGCGUGCUCGUCGUAGGCUGCUAGCGGAUACCUUGCGUAUUUAGCCUGGAAGCUAAUUGAAGGCCUCAGUCCGACAGCAGCUGCCUCCACCACCAGAGUGUUUGCAUAGCCGUGCAGUGGGAGCUGACAGCUUACUUGGUGACACAGAGACUUCUCCCUGAGGAGCCAAGAAGCAGACGGCUCAUGACUUCUGACCAGGACACAAAAGUUGUAGCUGAACCACAGGUGCAGCAAGUUCAAGAGGCAAAAGAGAACUCUCAUUUGGAAUCCGCCAAGGUUUCAGACCUCAACCCCAAUGCGAAAGCAUGGGCCAACCACAUGUUUAGCCUUGACCCCAGCAGGAGUGCUGACACCACGACUGCUGCCCUGCAGCCAUGGAAGGAAGGCUGCGAUAGUUUGGCCGACCCCGGCCCAGAAGGCUAUGAAGCCAGUGAAGACAAGGCUUACAAGGAGCCCCUACUAACCGACCCAGAUGAGCCUCCACCGGUCUCAGUAAUGCUGGCUGAGCCGGCCCCCGUGGUCCCCGCCACCCUGGAGUGCUCCGAGCCAGCCUACACGGAGUACUCAGAGUCCGGGCAACCAGGGCGCACAGGCAGUGAUCCCCAGCAGGAGAACCCUCAGGAGGGCUUGAGGGAACACCUGAAGAAGACCCUGGAGUUUUGUCUUUCCAGGGAGAAUCUGGCCAGUGACAUGUACCUCAUUUCCCAGAUGGACAGCGACCAAUAUGUGCCAAUUGUGACAGUGGCCAACCUGGACCAUGUCAAAAAGCUCAGCACAGACGUGGAGCUGAUCGUGGACAUUUUACGAUCUCUGCCGUUGGUUCAAGUGGAUGAGAAGGGGGAGAAGGUGCGACCCAAUCAGAACCGAUGCAUCGUUAUUCUCAGAGAGGUUCCUGAGAGCACACCGAUAGAGGAGGUCGAGGCUCUUUUUAAAGGGGACAACUUACCGAAGUUCAUCAACUGUGAAUUUUCCUACAAUGACAACUGGUUCAUCACCUUUGAAUCAGAAGCAGACGCACAGCAGGCAUAUCAGUAUCUUCGUGAGGAGAUCAAGACCUUCCAAGGGAAGCCUAUUAAGGCGAGGAUAAAGGCGAAGGCAAUCGCUAUCAACACUUUCAUGCCAAAGAACGGAUACCGGCCGGUGGAGGUAAACCCGUACGCCCAGCAGCGCUACACGUCUUACUAUAUCCCGCCGGUUUACAGCCCACAGCAGCAGUUCCCCUUAUACAGCCUCAUCACGCCGCAGGCCUGGUCCGCCACACACAGCUUCAUCGACCCCACACUGGUUGCACCAUUUCACAACAACCAGUUCAUCAAUGGAUUUACUACGUCACACAGCUUCAAACCAGCGUCGUCGCCACUCACCGUCAGACACUACUCACCCAGGAACAGGAAUCACAGUAAACCUCACCUGAGGCCGACUGUCCCGACAGCGGACCGAAGCACCGGGCUCCUCGACAACCCGGGACUCUUUCCCAGCUUCCCCAGCGAGAGGCUCAAUGGCGUCCGCAGCAGUCCGCCGAUGAGACUCCCCACCAGCCAGCCCAGAACCAGGUUACCUUCCACAGCAGCCUUCCCACGCAGGGACACGGUGGGCACGGGGCGAGUGGCCGAGCCCACUACCACAGACUACUCUCUGGGUAUUGGCAGAGGAAGGAAAAAUGUUUCUGCUUCUAGGAAAAAGAGGGACGAAAAGUUUACAAGAGUGACGCCUCAGUCACCGCCGCCUCCUCCCAAACCCCCGUCCCCGAGCUUCGAGCUGGGUCUCUCCAGCUUCCCACCCCUGCCCGGAGCAGCCGGCCAGCUCAAAACUGACGACGUGUUCGACAACCGGCUAGCCACCAGCGCCGUCGGAACCACCAAGGAACGGAAUGUAAGUGCUGAUUCCAGCACCGGAGGAGCUCUCUCUCCAGCGGGCCCCAAAGAGCCGCUUCGGUCCUCCACCUCCCCAAUGCCCACAAGCUUCCAACCCUCACCGCCAGCCUCGACCCCAGCCUCAGCGACGACCGUGACCCCCUCCACCGGCCCACCACACAGUCCUGCUCCCUCCCUCCCAGCAACGGAGGUGAAGGCGACGGAGGCAAAGCCGAAGGAGGUGCAGUUAUCUGUGGAGCGAGUUCCUGGGACGCUGUCUACUGCAAGCAAAUCUGUGCAAGUCAACGGUGCUGCUACGGAGUUGAGGAAGCCCUCCUACGCUGAGAUCUGCCAGCGGGUGAAGGAUGCCCCGACAUUACAGCAGCCACUCACCCCCAAGGAAGCCAAGCCAGCCUGCUCCACGCCCGCAGGCGAGGAGCGGAAGUGCCCUGACGCCUCCGCCUCUGCAGGGGAGGCAAAGGCCAGAGAGACAUACCCCCCCUCCUCCUCCAAAGCCGGCUCUGCGGCCAUCGCCCCGGGCAGACCCUCAAGAGAGGCCCGAAGGCCAGCCGGGCGGUGGGCCUCACCGCCGCCACCACACCCAGGGAAAACCCCAAGCAAAGAUCCCCACCACACCCCGCCCAAAUCUCCGCAGUAGGGCGACCUCUCCUAUAGCCACGCUCCGCAGAUGCGUUUAAAAAAGGAAAUAAAGUCAGGGCUACUCAAUACUUGGAUCCCAGAAUCAGCAGUCACAAACGAGCAUUGAGGACGCCUUCUUCUCUGGAUCAGGGCUUGCAGACAAAAAGCACUUUACUGUGCAUGUAGAGCACCGUUUCAUUCUUUUAUUCUAUUUAUUUGCUUUUUUAUUUUCUGUUUUACUUAUUUUCUCUUUUUCGCAUUACGUAGUUGUGUCAGCCUGUGAGUUGGCACAGACAACACUGAAAUUUAUUCAUUCUGUCCAAAUGGCCUUGUGGGAUUAAAUUAGUCGAGUGUUUGUGUGCACAGCAGCAGCAGCAGCAGGGCAUUGUCUGAAGCCCCCCCCCCCCAGUGGAUGAUGGGAAGGAGCGGGUAAAACAGACUCCACUUUUGUUGGCUCUCAUAGUGAGGGGUUUGUCUGCAUAUUAAGUGGCACUCAGUACGUUUACAUGCAGUCAGAAAAAGUCGACUUACUGUGUUAGUUUGCUGACAUCAUCCUAAAGUCGGACUUAAAUAAUGUGGUUUGAGAGUGAUAGAUUUUUGCAUGUUUACACCUCAGUUGAAGCCAAAAUAAGGCAAGCAUAGCUGCAGUGGCUCCAUAAGCCAGAGCAGCAUUGUGCAGAGUAUUAGCACCUAAAAUAGAGCAUAAAGAAUGCACAAAGUGUACAAAACUGUUUAACCAGUUAGCUGCUUGCUGUCUUUUUAGCAAAUUUAACUGGAAGGUGAUCCUGUCAUAACCAGCUGAAAGGGGUCAUUACAGCAUACUUCCAUCAAUAGUCCAGUUAAACAAACUCUAACCGUAGCUUGUCUUUACUGUGCAUGUAAACGUACUGACUGCUGUGCAGCUUUAUGUAGCCUAAUUAAGGGUCAUAAUGUGUUUCUAAUUCAUCUUCACAUCCAUAUGCAAGAUCUCACAGCCAGAUCUCAUCAGAAGACUUGGAUCAUUUGGUUUACAUCAUCUCAAAGAUUGUUUUUGUACAGAACAUGACUUUUUGCUUGGCAUUGUUUUUCUACUAUCAUCGCUGAGGCUGUCGUUUUCUUCCUCUGAUCAUUUUCUCUUUAAAGAGUCAAACUCUGCUGUUAGCUAACCUGAUAGCUGUAGUGUAUAGCCUGUUUCUGAGGGCUCAUGGGAGAUUUAAGUGUCUGACAGGUGGCUAUGUGGAUGACCACAAGCAAAACUUGUGCUUCAGGACUUUUUGGGCAUGGAGGCGCUUGAUGAUGGCGGGUAGGCGCCAGUACAUUUGAAGUUUCUAGAAGUCAGUUUAAGAGGAGUUCUGCUAUUUUUAAAUCUUGGCCCUGUUUUUGCAUAUUAUGUUUACAUGAAAACAGAUUUUUGUUUCCAGACAAAUCCGAUGCUUAGAUGAUGUUUUCAUAACUACCGUGCACAUGGAUGUGCAAAAAUGGCUAAACGCGCCGUCAGGCCAGUAGUCAGUGGUGUGACUUUGUAAUGGAAGAACACAUGCAUGCUCACAUACGCUUCCUUCCAUGGUGGUGAGGUUUAAUCAAACAAAAACAGCUAAUGCACAAACAUUUGAAUCAACAGACAGUGAGGGAGUGCUGCUGCUCAGAUUGAUGUUAAACUAUAAAGAGUAGAUUUGAAGAAAAUUUCAACUGGGAAGGGGCAGCACAAAUGAAACUCAAAAGUCCACCAUGGUUUUUGUACGUGGCCUAUUGCACGUGGCUAGUGACUGGAACCGAAGAAAGCAUGUGCAGAAAAUCUUUGUUUCUAGAGAGGUCUCUUUAUCACUAGUUUACAUGACAAUGAAAAUAAUGGCAUUUUUUUAAAAACUGUGCACUCUGAAACCUGUUUCCAAGAGUGUUCAGGCAUCCAAAACAUUGUUCUGUAAAUGUACAGCUAAAACACAACAGAGGGUGGAUGAAAUCAUUGUCUAACAAUAGCCGUAGAUGCCAAAUAUGUAAAUACAGGGCCUUGAUUUUAAAAUACCUGAGUCAUCCUUUGUACAGUAAGCUUUUUCCUUCCAAUAGCACACACUUGAAGUGCUGUGUGAGGAUGUUUACUGAGUCAUGGUGACAAAAUCUUCUUGGCAUUGCAUUUUUGGGAAAAAGCAGAGCAUGCUUUAAAGCUCUGGUGCUCUCCUUUUUUAUGUUUAAAAACUGUGGAGUUAAACCAUCAGCAGGCACAUGCUGUCAAAGGACGAUGCAAACUUAAAAUCCACUUGUGACGACAAGACAGCUGCUUCUCACCGAAAGCAGUUUGGAGGUGAGGAAACACAGCUGAGCUGUUAAUAAAAAAAGAGGACUGUAACACUAGAUAUCACUGACAUGCAGGCUUUAUGAUGCAUAUUUAAGCUGAAUAUCAGCCGAGGUAAAUGGACUCUUUCAAGGAUGAGACAGGAUAUGACAAAUUCAGCGUGGAGUUAUGGUGAGAAAAGCAGGCAGUGGGACAUUUCCAGUUGAAACCUUUCAAACAGUGGCAUGUUUCUAGGUCUUUAUUCUGAUUGUGGUGCUCGACGUUGAAUCCUGGAAACUACAGUGCAUCUUAUACUGUAUUUAAGGUGUCUCUGUUUGCAUCUAGAGGACUUUGCACUGUUUCAUAGACUUGGAUGGUUAAUGUCUAACAUCCUAUCUAGGGAGAGUGAUCUAAUUUGGGUUUUGUAUUUUUGUAAAUCAGUAACGCUUGAGCUUAUUGAUACUGCCCUCGAGCCUUGUGCAUCCUGCAGUGUGGUGUUAGAUCUUUAGUCAGGCCACAUUAUUUUAUUUAAAUCACUACGGCACAAAAAAUUCUCCUGCAAAGAUCUUCAAUACAGUGUAAUUGCCAGCCAAAUAAUUCAGAUUAAAUUGAAAUGCAGCAUCAUCGACUAUCAGCAUGAAACUCACCUAGUCUGCUUCUGCUGCAGGUCAGUCAUCCCUUUCUACUCAAAGCAAGAUCCCCCAAAUUCCCCCCCAAAAUGUUGAAAUAAGUGUCAGAGUAGGAAGGUAACAGCUACUCGGCUACAUAAACAAGUUACAUCAUGAUGUGUUCAAGGCUGACUCAGUAAAAAUGACUAUUGGGUAAAGGAAAAUAACAUGACAUCAUGAGUUGUUCAAAUGCAACUCCCAGAAAAGGCGGCUAGAUUUGGUAGUACUCUUAAUAAUGUUCAUUUAUAUAUAUAUUAAUAGCUGUAGUGAUUAAAUUAACUGGCCACAUUAGGAGAUGACAGACACAAGGAUAUUUUUAAACCAUUUCCAACAUUUUAAUCCUCUAAAUGCAGACACUAGUUUAGUGGCUCUCAACUGGUGGGUCUGGUCAAAAAGUAUAUGAAGCACCUUCUAAAUUAUACCGGAUUUUUUUUUUUGUGAAUUUACUGGAAAUCUUUGAGGAAUUCUUCCUGUAAACAUUUAUUGGAAAUGUAAAGUGUUUCCCCUAAAAGGUUUAUUGAAUUUCCCUCAAUUUUGGCAGGUUAGAAACUUCUAUUAAUAUUCCCUGGGACUCUGCCUAUAUAUCCAAAGAAAUUUCAAAAGGAACUAGAAACUUUUUAGAAUUUUUAACAGAAAGCAUGAGGGAAUAUUUGGGAACCUUGCUGGAAAUUUAGUAAUAUUGUAGUGGAAUGUGUCCCAGAAACUUUCAUGGCUCCUCUGUGAUUCUUUUCUGUGAACUCUGGGGUUUUUUUUGUCAACCUCUUCUUUUUCUUAUGUUGGAAAAUAGAAAUCAGCCAUUUGGGUAGUGAUUUUUCAGUAAGGGGUUGGUAAUGGUACCUGAGGCUAGACCAGUUGAGAGCUACUGCACCAGAUGAUCUCACAGAAACUUGCGUGAUCAAAUAUGACUUCAGAGGAAAAACAAACACGGAGGAUGGUGGAAAUCCUCAGCUGGCUGUCUUGGCAUGUGUCAUAAUUGCAGUAAAAAUAAAUAAACAAGGGGGGUAAUCCUGGGUGAUACUAAGGUAUAGUUGCAGUACGCAACAUCGGUCGGUGACUCUACCCAGUCAGCUUGCCCUUAGAGGUCAUUAAGGAUAUUAGGUCAGUGGCAGUCCAGCCUAAAACAGUUAACGCCAAAGUUUUAAUGUUAUGAUUUGAGGUCAGGGAGUCCCAAAUGCAACCCGCAAACCUGUAAACACAAACAUGAGCAUGAUUUGGACAAGUAAUCCUUUGCAAGGAGCCCUAAACCCGGACACACCCCCAUAAAUGUUGACAGGGAAAAAUCUGGCCUAAAAUCAGUCUAAAAGUCAUAUUGAUCAGUUCUAAAACAGUCUAGAGCUGAAAAUUAAUCAUAUUGACACCACAAACAUAAAUAUUACUUGGACAAAUUGGCGUUUACAAGAUUGGGAUUGGGAUACUUCCCAAUGAUUAUUAAAGGGCCUAAAAUUGUUCCAAAAUUCAUCUAGAGCAGCGAUUGUCAGCUGGUCCUGCAUCAGGACCCAUAGUCAACAAUUUUAUGAAAAAUCGCAAAGAAAAUUUCGUCCAUUUUCAAUCACAGUUAAAUGUUUGUAAUGAAAUAUCAGCCAGCGUGGACUUUGGAUGGAACAACAGAUCCGACACGACAAAGAGACAAAGACAUGUCCUUCAAAAUAAAAGCGCAUUGUAGAUGUUUGUUUGCUUUUCCUGACAGACAUCAUGACCCAAAUUUCUGAUCUCUGUCAAUCACUCUGAUUUGUUCAAUAAAAUAUGUUGCUGUUUGUUGUGACAGAACAAAGAGCCUGAAGAAAAUAAGACAUAUAAUACGAUUAAUAAAAAAAUUAAAAAACCUUGAAAGUAUUACUCAAGAUUCCUGAAAGUUUCUGGGGAAAUAUCCAAGAUAAAAUGCAUCAAACUUUUUGGAAAAUCACCCCAAAAUUCCCUAGCAUUUCCUUGGAAAAUUCCCCCCAAAAUAACCCUAAAGUUCCUUAACCUUUUAGGGAAAAUCACCUUAGUUUUCUUUAAAAUCAUAGAGAAAAUCUUUGAGUUUGGGUAAAUUCAUUCUAAAAAUUCUUGAAUUAUUCAGGGGUAGAAAUAUGUUAUUUCCUUUGUUGUCAAAAGUUUAAACAAUGGUAGACCCUUAACAAACUUGCAACCCACUGUGGGGUCCCAGCCCACCAGCUUAGAACCACUGGUCUAGCCAGCAUAAGGCUAACAAUCUCAUUAAAGCUGACAACCCCAUCCCUAAUCCCAGCUGAAACAUAAGAAGAUGUUAUGAAGAUCUCUGUGGACCAGCCUGCUCAUGUCGUCUGCCUCAACGUUGCCUGUUGGAUUCGCUGUGUGGUUAGACGGAUGUCAACAGAACAUUCUAGUUCUUGUUCUGUUUUCAGAGCUGGUUAAAUAGUUUUAUUUUACUACUGAAGGAUCAGCGCUCUUCCAGGCAUGCUGUGGUGUUGGAUUUUGGCCUUUUUGGUUCUGUAUUAACGAUGAUUGUCGAUGAGAGUGUAAAAAGUGCUGAGUAUGGAAAGUGAGAAGGUUGAAUAGAUGUAGAAUAUUCUUACUGAAACUAAAUGAGCAGUAAAUGAUGAGUGGAAUUUUUUUGAAAUGUAGUUCGAUAUGUUGGGAGUGUGAACAAGGUUUAGUCUGGCGUCCCGUUUCGGGGCUCGUGUGUUGAACCAAGUGUCCUUGAAACAAAGCAUUAAGAGGCAGAUGAGAGCGGUGGGUGUGCAGCAGGAGUGCAGUCGUGUCGAAUCCAUCUUUGGGGUGAAGAUGCUAAGCCUCUUAUUUUCCUUGUUGCCGAGUCUUCAACAUCAACUCAGCUUUUUUUUUUUUUUUUUUUUUUGAAUGUUUUCUGUCCUCAUGCUCCUGUCUUGGUUCCUUCUAGUUUGCAUACUUUGAUUCAUCCAGUUUAAACUGGUUUUAGGGGGAAAAAAAAUGCAUGAUGAUGGCCCGCAGCACACAGCCGUCUUACUGCUUCACUUCUCUUUCAUGAGGAGGAAUUGUGCCUGAUAGAUGUUAAAUUUAAAGCACAGAUAAAACAUCCACCUCACAUCUUCUGUUCACUUUUAAGGCUCAUUUUUGUUCCCUUAAAAAUAGAUCUGUAUGUUUCAAGAAAUAACCACCCUUCCCCAUAUAUGCACUAUCAUCUGUAAUGUGGGGGUGGAGGUUAAAGUUCCACUAGAGGGCGUAGUUUCACACGGAUCUCCACUUCUUCACUGCUGCGCCGUCUGAUCUCUACUCAGCUUUCUGUCUGUGUUCCAAAGCUAACAUCAUAUAUGAGAGAGAAGCAGCUGUGGAAAAAAGGGCCAACACAGAUGUUUCAAAGAGUAGUUCAGCUGGUACUGAUAGCGAUGUUUUUGACUAGACUUCUUUUUAAUUAACACUUCCACAGUGCCAACAUUAUCACUCCUGUUUGACCAUGAAAACAGAUCAGAAUUAGUUGUGAAAAUGUCUUCUCAAUUCAGCCGUUAAAUCUGCUAGAUGUCAACAUUAAUCUGAUUGGACAGCUGUAUUUUUCGCCAGUGGUUUUUCCAACAAGGCCGAUAUUGUCAUGAACGCUUUAUACUAUCUCUACAGACACAAUUGACAAACAGAGUAGUUAAGUUUUGAAUGGAUUUGAGAUGUUUUGGCUGCAAAUUUCCUGCAGUGUUCCUUGGCACGUUCAUGCAGUGUUGCUGUGACUUGUCUUAUUGAUAAGAACAAUCCAUGUAGAUACCCAAAUGCCGCAAGUCCCACCCCUUUAUCUUAACUUUCAAAUCAUCUAAAAUACAUGAGUGAAUGUCUGGAGAAUCUGUGUACAGGCAGGCGGACUACAGCUCCUGGAACACAGCACUGGACCCAUGUCUGACCACAUCACUCUGCUCUAGCUGAUGUCCAAAGACACAGAGCUUGUCUUUUACACUCCUUAGUCAUUUGAGGAUAACAACAUGCCACAAAUGAUUGCUUUUUUGGGCAAAACAGUAGUGUUUAAUUGCAUUCUUAAGGCUGUUUUCUAAUCCACCACCAUUCAGUCUCUGGGCAUGUGGUCACUCUGGAGAGCAGGAAGUGACGUUAGACCGCUGUAAUGUAUCAGCUGAUUGUAUACAGGUGUGGUUGCGACCCCUGCUGUCCGCAGCUUCUUGAGGACAGUAUCCAGAUGUUAGGCAGCAUAUAUGUACCACUCAUCUUGGUGUCACAGUACUGUUUCUUUAUCUCAAUGGCCUCCUUGAUCCAUCAGUGGUGCUUGUUGCUCUCUGAAUGAAUGACCUUUACAUUCCUCAGCCCAUGAUGUGAUGGAAAAGGCCAGGGUUAUUAGUUUUAACAGUAACAAGUGUCGCUGAUAGAUCAGGAAACAACUACUGGACUUUGAACCAGGAUGGAAGGGCUUAUAUGUUGCUCCACACCAGAGAUGCUGUCCUCAGGAAGCUGCCGGACAGCAGGGAGAGCAGACAGAAUGCCUAAACCUGUAUAUAAACUCCUGCUAAGACAUGUCACAGCAACAACAUGGGACUGUUCUGUGGCAGACUGCAGGAAGGUAGCAGUAAAGACAUGUAAAGUGGGCUUUAAAUGGGCUGCAGAUGGCCUGGCAGUUAGGUUGCAGCUCGGGUUCAAGUUCAGCAUGCAGCUCCUUUUCUCUCUAAUAUCUCUGUUUCAGACUUUAAGUCCUGUCUCUGCAGUUAAGACAUUAAACACCCGCACAUGAAUCUUUGAGGGGAAAAAGCAUGAAGAAAGGGUCAGUAUCAGUUGAUUCAAAUGCUAAACAGAGACAUUGUUGCAUCCCUUAUUAUGUAUCUAUAGUUCCUAACAACUUGCAAUGUAUUCUGCAAUAUUUCCUCUGUGUUACUGUUUUCCGAAGUAUUUUUCUUCUUUGUGUUGAGCUUGUCUGACUUAGACGCUACUCAACACAGCACCUGGUGGUAUUGCAGCACUAGGCCUGGAUUUGUAAGAAUAUGCAGAAAUACAGAUGAAAUGAAGGCCGAGGAAGGACCGAAAGCUCUGUCGGUAUCUUACACAUAUUAAAAGUAGAGCAUAAAUGAGCCUUAAGUCUACAGGAACUUGUAAAAACCUUGUAACCACAAAAAAUCUGGCUUUACUGGACUGAUUGCAGCAUCAUCAAGGCAGGGCAGCAAUUCUUGGGGAACCUGAGAAGCAUGUGAAGAUUUUAGUAGUAAGAAUUCACACUUACAGAGGGAAUUAAUCAUUAUAUCCAAGCUUUGGUUUGGACGUCUGUCUUCUGUAGCAGCCACUUUGGCAGACCAAGCCAAGUCUUGGAUUUUUAAACGUAUUCCUGUGCUGGAGAAGAGGCUGGAACGAUUUGCUACGAGGUUUCUAAUGUGCAUUUUCUUCCACGUGCGUCGGCUGUGUGCUCGAGCUAAUCUUUCAAAGUUUUCACCUCAGAUGCAAAAGAAAAACAAACUGUACUAUAACACAAUACAAGAUGUGGGACUUCAUGUCUCGCCAAAGUCUUCCUGCAACCAGAUGCAUUCUGGGUAAUCCCACUAAGAGAAAACAGGAGGCCAUGUGGAGAAGGGAAUGCUUCAUUUUCAGGCCUGCUCAGAGCUGCUUUUGAUUUGGAUGCUAAAUCUUCAGUUGCUAAAAUAUCUAUCUUUAUAAUUUUUUGGAUUUAUGUUGAAGGACAGAGAUGCACUUGGAUGGGUCAUUAUUAUUAUUUUUGUUCUGCUUUUUUUUCUCAUUCGUGGGAAUGCAAAAAGAGAAAAACAUGAACCAUAUCCACUUAUUUAUAAACCAAUGCUGUUUAUUCCAUUGGAUAUAUCUUUAAGUUUUCAUUUUUGGGAGAGGAAACGAGUAGAGAUGCAUCGCGGUCUCUAUGUACACGCAAAAUGUAAAAAAAAAAAAAAUUUCCAUCCAGUGUUUGAGAAACUUGAAUUUUAUUUAAACUUGAAAAAUGACUUUGCCUUAACUUUUAUACAAGACAAGCAUAGAGUUUAUUUCUUUUGAAAAAGAAAAAAAAUCCCCAAAAUGUUCAAGAAGAGCGACACGUGGGAUAUAUUUAGUCGUACCAGACGUCACAAGUCUUACUGAGAGAGAGAGAGAGAGAGAGAGAGUACAAAUCGUGCAGCGUUUUCUUUCUUUCCUGUUUUUUGUAAAAUGUACGAAGAAGAAUCGUUUUGAUUGUUCCUUUUGUUUCUUGUUUAAUAGUUUCAGGUCGGGGGAAAUUAUAAACCUUGUAAAUGCAAAACUAGUCAAUACUGUAUUAAAUUUGUGCACUUUGAAGUGUGUGCUUUGCUUGUACAGUUGUAAAUACUCAGAAGAAUAUAAGAGGUACCUUAAAAUGAUUAUUAAAAUAUAUUGAUCUCGUUGAAUUAUUAAUGUCGCUAUCGAGCUGGAUGUUGGAUAUAAAAAAAACUAAAUGUUGUGCUUUUUGGAAAUAUUUUUGUUUAACUUUUUUUAUUUUUAGUUUGGGUGUGCUGAGCUUGAAUUCUGCUGCUCUUUGCAGGGUGGGCAGGUUGUCUGAUUGUACAUUUUUUUCUUUUUAUUUGUGGUCUUUCAUUCCAUUUACCUGUGUGGUUGGCAGCACCUGGGUGUACAGGUGUGACCCAAGCCCCUCCCCCCGUUUACUGUGCACUAAUUGGAAAGCGCCUGUGGUACUGACGAGCAUCUUCAUCACUAGGGAUGCACCCAGACCCGCUUUUUUCCCCCAGACCAAGUUCAAGUACUUACAUUUGGGUACUCACUGAUAUCAAAUCCAGGUUUGAACACUUAAUAACACCACUGCAUCUCUGAUAAUUGUUUAGAGCUUGUUUUAUUUUCAUCAGAUGUUCCUUUUGAUGAUUGAUCAGUGCACUGUUUGCGGUCUGCUCUGCUUUUGUCAUCCUUAUUUAUGUUUAAACAUUAAUAAUGAGACGCUGACAUGCUGUAAAAUGACAUAUAGUGUGGUAUUGGCUUUGUGUCAUGAGUACCAGUACUUGGGCUUGGUAUUGGCCCCCAUACUGAUGCUGAUAUUGGUGUCGGUUCAUCCCUAUUUAUUACAAAGCUACAAGUCCACCAGCAUCCUCUUUAAAGCUCUGGCUUCUUUAUUCUGUCAUCUACUGCUGGAAAGAAUAUUGUUUAAAGAGUAAUGAAACCCCAGAGUUUCAGCUGAGGUGCGUCUACCUGAGCCUUAAACAAUAAUAAAUGCUCAUAAGGAAGGCUCAAUUUGGCAUAAUAUUGAACUGCUUUUUAAGAAAAACAUGGUUUAUUUGCAAUAUUGGUGAAAAGCACUACAUUACCCACAAUCCUUGCAUGCAGAAGCACGAUCUCUGAUUGGCUGAUCCCACCUUUACACACACAGUCUGUCCGGUUGUGCCUCUACUUGUGAUUUAAACUGUUGUUUUUCAAUAUAGGACAGUUUAAAUGGGGAAAUUACAAUUUUAUUCACAAACUCAGUCAACAGCACUACAUUACCCACAAUCCUAGUGUGUCAGAGUGACGUCCCUAAAUGGUAGAUCCCACCAUUAAGCACCAAACUGACUUGCACUAUCCAAUCCUGUCUCUAUUAGUAAAAUUAACAACCGUUUCCAACAAAAGACAGUUCAAAUGGGGGGAAAGAGAUUUCAUACACAAACUUAGUCAACAGCACUACAUUACCCACAAUCCUAGAGUGUCACGGUACCGUUUAGUUGGCUGAUCCCACCUUUGAGUACCAGACUUCCUUGCAUGAUCCAAUCCUGUCUCUACUAGUAAAAUUAACAACUGUUGCCAACAAAAGACAGUUCAAAUGGGGAAAAAGAGAUUUUAUCCACAAUCUUAGUCAACAGCACUACAUUACCCACAAUCCUAGUGUGUCAGAGUGACGUCCCUAAAUGGUAGAUCCCACCAUUAAGCACCAAACUGACUUGCACUAUCCAAUCCUGUCUCUAUUAGUAAAAUUAACAACCGUUUCCAACAAAAGACAGUUCAAAUGGGGGGAAAGAGAUUUCAUACACAAACUUAGUCAACAGCACUAGCACCAGCUCUGAUUGGCUGAUCCCACUUUGAAGAACCAAAUUUCCUUGCCUCUAUCAGUAAAGUUAAAAACCUUUAUCAACAAAAGACUGUUCAACUAGAGAAUUAAGAUUUUAUUCAUGUAAAAUGUAAAACAACUUUUCACUGUUUCCUUUGCCGUAGUUAAAUUCCUGUCUUGAUAAAACUCACCUCUCUUUCAAAAUAAAGCCUAUCCCGGAUGCUAUGGGGUGAGAGGUGGGGUACACCCUGGACUGGUCGCCAGCCAAUUGCAGGGCUGACAUAUAGGGAAAGACAACUGGGCACGCUCACACUCUCAGCCAACUUUUAGUCACCAAUAAACCUAAUGAGCAUGUCUUUGGUGGUGGGAGGAAACCAGAGUACCCAGGGAGAACCCAUGCAGACUCCAAACAGAAAGGCCCUGACUGGGUAGCGAACCAGGAACCUUCUUGCAGCCAACAACAUCAUAAUCUUUUAAUGCACAGAGUAGAUGAUUCAUCCAGAUGGUGAUGUUACAAGUAGUAGAAAUUCCACUGACAUGAGAUCUCACAGAAACACGUGACGUCUAAACAAAAAGAAAAGCAUGGAGAAUUGAAGUUCUCGUGUUUGCUCUGUUUUGCAGCAGCAGGACAGGGAAGAGUCAAUCAUAAAUAAGUCCAGAAAUGGAACAAUGAUUAGAAGCUAAAGAGUAAAUUCUGCAGGACUUUAGCUCUCAGUAUUAUGUCCAUAAACUGCGCCUUUCAAAGCCUGCUUAAGACGGACGCCUGGUGGACGCACUAGCUUUGCCUUCUUUAAAACCUGCUGUGCUUCAUGGCAAUCUGAUAUUUGACUCCUGUACUGAAGAUGGCACAAAAAAGCACAUUUGAAGCACAUUUCAGAGGGUUUUACAACUUAAACAGCAGCGACACUCGAUGUGGGAGGAAAUUUCAUGUAGCCGCCUGCUCGAUGACUGCAAAUGUAAAGGCUUGUGGAUUGUACGUUUUGGCACAUUUCUUUAAAGACUUGAUGGGAAAUAAAGUGUCUUAUUUGUUGUCAUUGCAGCAGGUUGGGCUCAAACUUCCCCGUCAGCGCUCGGUGUUGUCAUGUUUUCUGGUUUCUGUUCAAUAUUUUGUGUCUCAGCUUUCAUCACUCCCCUGUCUAAGGAAGUAAUGUCAGAUUAUUUUCUUUUAUUUGUUUUUGGGGAGUUGGGGGCAGACGCAGAGGCUCAACUGGAAUCCACGUUUCAGAGCGGGUGUUCCUGCACUGAGUCCAGUAACACAAAAACCAUUUGAUCACAUGUGGACUGCAUUUUAAUGUUGCAAAGAAAACCAAUACCUGUGCCAUUAUUCAGUUGUUUGUUUUGGUCUUUAGCGGGCGGUGUAACCUGUACAUAGCUGAGCGCUUGCCAUCUCGGCUUGUUUUUCUUUUACGAUGUGAUUUUUUUGUUUUUUAAAGUCCAUCAGGAGAAUCUUCAAUGUGACACCACUGACUGUAGGAGCGGUUUAUCGUGCAUCGUAACUCUGCGGUCGAUCCCUGCCGAGGUCGCGGCAUGUUUCGACCUCUGAACAUUUGAGACGCUGGCGACAAACUGGGCAUCCCCGAACUGUGAAUGUGUGCAUGUGUGGAAUAAUUCAAACAUACCACCCUGAAAAAACCCACGACUGAUGCUAAGGUGACUCUUUACUGAAGCGCGGUACCUCAGACUGCACGGUAUCGCGCAAGAAGGGAUCUCCCGCGAGUUCUGCUCUGCACGCCUCUCCUGUAUCAUGAAACGCUUCUCCUGUGGCGUUUUGAGAAGCUCCUUUUUCUCACGGACUUCCACAUGGAGCCUCAUAUCAGCCUGUCGGUCGCCUCAGCUCUCCAUCUCCUUCCUGUUCACCCACUUUGACAGUGCCAUUUUCUUUUGUUUUCCUCAAGGGUCAUCUUAAAUCGACCACCCUUGUGUUUUGUUUCAAAGCUAAAACAACGAAUGCACACCAACUGACUGGAACAAGACUGGACGUCUUUAUCAACUCACUGUGGUUUAACUCAUUAACACUCGUACCGUGCUACGCUAACCGCUGUGGACAAUCGAUGACCCCGUGGUGUUGGGGUUGGGACAGAGAACUUUGCCUAACGACACCUUUAACACGUGGGAUGGAGGUUGCGCUCAAGAGGGCUUCUUUUGUUUCUGUUUUCAUCUUGAUUUUUCAGUUUGUUUUUCUUUCUUUUGGUCUAUUCUUCCAUCGAGACUGGAAUCAAGCGUACAUGUCAGCUAUAGAUAAUUUAAGUUACUCUGUGUCAUGAUGUAAAACUGUCUAAUUUGGAGAAAAAAAUGUAGCUUACUGAAAAAUAAAGAUUUAGGCACUGUUGAGAAGCCA
This is a messenger RNA of Cheilinus undulatus (humphead wrasse), 16000 nucleotides long. Its product is annotated as la-related protein 4B-like. Lineage: Eukaryota; Metazoa; Chordata; Actinopteri; Labriformes; Labridae. Gene Ontology annotation, molecular function: mRNA 3'-UTR binding. The transcript is spliced from 17 exons. The record is from RefSeq and is a predicted model, not a curated record. Gene Ontology annotation, cellular component: cytoplasmic stress granule; cytosol. The coding region runs from base 544 to 2871 and encodes 775 amino acids. Gene Ontology annotation, biological process: positive regulation of translation.